GUAAACAGAGAGCCACUGUCGGUAGUCACAACUAGAAUUGAAUGAAGAAGAAUACAAGCUAUAGUUCGAGAUACAAAACUUAAGAAUAAAAAAUUAUACAUAUCAAUUCAUAAAAUAAAAAUUUAGUGCAAUUUUAAAUACAGAAUAAACAAUAACGGUAAAACGCGAAAGAAUGAAAGCGGAUUAAAUCAGAAUUAAAAUACAAACAAAGAUAAUAAUUAAAUGAAAAGCUAAAAUAAAAGCAAUUUGUAUUGUAAUACUAACCUAAUAGAAAAGUGCAAAUAAUUAAGUUAAAUUAAAAGAAAAGAAAAAAGAUCUAAAGAAAAACUAUUUAACAUGACUUUAAAAGGUUAUGAAGAUCUAGAUAAAAUUGCCGAACAACAAACUCAAUUACCAAUUGAUAGUAAUGCCAUCAGCAAUAAUACCAAUGGAGCAGUUUUAAACAAUUCUAAUGCUCCCCCUUUUCGCCGCUUAAUAUCCAUGUCCGAUCCAAAUAUUUACAAUAACUCCGCACCUCAAAACGGUUUAAGUUUAAAUACGCGUGUUAAUCUCGGCUCAAUAUGUUUGUUACGUCCCUCUAACAGUUAUUACAACAACAAUGAUGAAACCCAUUUGAUGUCUGCCUCACCGGUACAAUUUUUUAAGAAUUAUCGCAAAGAACGCACCUUACUUUUCACAUUCGUUUUUCUCUAUGUUUGUUUUCUAAUGCUUGGUGCGGUUAGUUUUCAAAUAAUUGAAACACCUGUUGAACUGAUCGAACGCAAUGAACUUACUAUUUUGCGCAAUAAUUUCCUAAUGAAAUAUCCACAAAUAAAUGAUGAUGACUUGGAGGAAUUCCUUAAAGCUGUUAUAACAGCUAAUGAUCGUGGCAUAUCACCACUGCGUAAUGCCACCAACGAAAUGAACUGGAGUUUUGGUCAGGCUUUGUUUUUCUCCAGUACAGUGGUGACAACUAUCGGCUAUGGACAUGUGACACCAUUAAGUCAAACAGGCAAAAUAUUUUGCAUGAUUUAUGCCGCCAUAGGUAUACCACUGACAUUGGUACUGUUAAGUGCAAUGGUUGAGAAAUUAUUAAUACCAGCCAAUUGGUUGUUGGGCUUACUCAAUUCGAAACUGGGCCACUUGUAUCAACCCUUUAAUAUACGAGUCAUGCACUUGACUAUUGUUGUUAUAAUUGUGGCCGUAUUAUUUUUUGCAAUACCCACUGCUGUUUUUGCCUAUUUGGAACCAUCAUGGGGUGUUUUGGAUGCUUUCUAUUAUUGUUUCAUCUCAUUGACCACCAUUGGUUUGGGCGAUUAUAUACCGGGCGAUGGUGUAUCGAUUGAUAAUCGUUCUAUUUAUAAAAUGCUUAUAACAGCAUAUUUAGUUUUGGGUCUCAUUGCCAUGAUGCUCGUACUAACCAUUUUCUACGAUAUACCACAAUUAAAUUUGGGACAACUCUUUACCGAAAGUACUAAUGGUGAAACGGAAAAACUACGCCUAUCCGGCAAUAAUACAACAUGUUAUUCAGGACCUACCGGUCUCUAUAUGCCGCAACGUAAUGAAGAUACACGACGUGCUAUUGUACGUAUACGACCACAUGGUGAUGACUCACCCAGUCCAGAUGAGGCACCAUCGUCGUCAUCGCAAAGUAGAGAUUUACGAAUGCCAUAAAUAAACAAUUUUUAAAUGCCAGCCAUGUCAUAAUGAUAAACAUAUAGACAUUCUUACAUACAUACAUACUUACAUAAAAAGCAUACAUACAUACAUACAUACAUGCAUAUAAAAAGCAUAUAAUUUUAACAGGAAAUCAGUAUGAACAAAAAGAGUAAAAAUUUACUACUACUAGUCUUUUACUCAUAAAACUACACACCUACAUAACUUAUCAACUCAUACAUAAACACUCAAACACAUACACACAUAUACAUGUAUAUCAGUAAUAAAGACAUUAAUUCUACUAUAUAUUUAAUACAAAAAAAAAAACAAUUCGAAUAAAAAUAUAUAUCAAAAAAUAUAUUGAUAACUUAAGCCAUAUCCCCCUAAAAAAACAACAAAAGAGGAAAUAUUUUAUGUACAAUAUACAGUUAUAUAUAUACCAAACACAUCAUACAGCUAAACGAUUUACACUAAACCCUUAUACACUCUACACAAACAAACAAAGAAACAUACAUACAUACAUACGUAAAAUAUUUUAACGAAAUACGAAAAUUGAAUCUCAACUUCAAGAUAGAAUUUUAACGUUUAAAAAUGUAAUUUUAGGUGUUGAAAUCCUAUACCUACUAACCUAAAAUUUAAUCAUUUAUAAGAUUCCUCAUAAGUCCUCUUUACCUAAAAAAAAACAUAUUAGCAGCUACUUUAGGUUUUUAUUGUUGUUAAAUUUUAGGCUUCUAUUGUUUAAAUCUACAAACAGCCAUUUAAAUUCAAAUGAAAUAUUGACAGAAAGUGAAUAUGUAUGAAAAAAAAACGAAAGGCCUAAAGCUGAUUUGUUACUUUAUGCUAUAAUAUGCGAGCAACACGAGAUGUCUAUAAUUGUUGUUUUUGUAAGGCCAUAAAAGCCAGUUGGCAAUAUUUUACGAGGGUCUAGUAGAAAGUGUUCGACUUAAGAGAGGAAGAGAACUUAAAAUAUUAAGCCGUCCUUAUAGCAAAACUUAUUUAUUUAACCCAAAAGAGGUCCAUUCUACUUCAGAAGGAUCUCUAUCUGAAUUAUAACACUUUGACGGCCUUAUUGGCAAUAAAGAUUAUGUAUUACAUAAAGUUGAGGGAGAGCACAAGAUGUUAUUUAUUUGAGUUAUGCUUCUUCAUUGGACCAUUAUACUUUAAAGGGACAUUUGCGAGACCUAUAUUGCCCCGAUAACCUUAUUGAUAGUAAUAUGUUAGGUUCCAUGAGUAGCUCACUUGUGUCCCUAGCGGUCUAUAUUAAGUACAUAUUUCUUUCUGUUUCCAGAAUAAAACCAACCGGUUUCUUUGAUAAAGCUUAAUUCCAGAUAGCUGCUCCAUAGCCAACAGAAAAAAAGUACCGAAGUGACGCUCUCUAUUCUCGGUAAAUAUUGGGAUAGUUUAUAAUCUUUCUCUUCACUAUGACAAGACCAAAACUUCUGAUAUGAAUGCCUAAGGCUCAGGGUCCUGUAAUUGCUGAUUAUAAAAUUUUUAUUUUCUCUCUGCGGAAGUUUAUUACUAAGCUUAACCUAAGAGCAUCAUAUAGAGAAAAUGUAGAUAUCGGGGUUUAACAGGUGAUUUUAUUGAUUCGGUCUUUUUCAUACUACUAGUAAGAGAGAUACCGGUAAAUACGUCGAUUUCGAUUGUGACCGAAGUAACGCUCUCUAUUCUCG
Molecule: messenger RNA, 3308 nt
Organism: Lucilia sericata (common green bottle fly)
Lineage: Eukaryota; Metazoa; Arthropoda; Insecta; Diptera; Calliphoridae
Product: potassium channel subfamily K member 1-like
Biological process (GO): stabilization of membrane potential; potassium ion transmembrane transport
Cellular component (GO): membrane
Molecular function (GO): potassium ion leak channel activity
Source: RefSeq, a predicted model, not a curated record